Messenger RNA from Neurospora hispaniola, 895 nucleotides. RefSeq lists its product as uncharacterized. The record is from RefSeq and is a predicted model, not a curated record. The transcript is spliced from 3 exons. Bases 84 to 806 code for a protein of 240 amino acids. Lineage: Eukaryota; Fungi; Ascomycota; Sordariomycetes; Sordariales; Sordariaceae.
UCCCUUUUUCACCUUAUCCAUCUGGGCGCCUCCAUUCAUCUUCCACUCCACUCACCAGACACUCCAGUCCUUCCUGGGGCUGCAUGUCUCUUUUCCUCACUCACUGGCAGUCCAGUCUUCAGCCUGCCAUCAUUUGUGACGGCUCGUCGAACGUGGAUCUAGUGGUCUUCAGCAUCAGACUACGUCCCUUGGUUACGAUGCCAGAUGUGUCCACAUGUGUCGACAGCGAGUGUUGGGCAACAAGGGGCAUCGAGGGGCAUCGAGGGGCAGGCAGGGACAUGGAUCGAGGUCGCCGGCUUCCCUCGUCGUUUCGUUCCCAAUCGCCAACCAACCCCGCCAUCCAAGAGCUGGGAUGCUACACUACUAUUAGCGCACCAUGGACACCACCCAUCAUUCAUACAUCCAAGAAUAUUCACGCCCUUGUGCCUUUAUUUGAACGAUUUGCACCUCGGUUUCAAGGCCGUCACCCAAUGAGAGGCAGCAGGGGCAGCUCAAAGAGUUCUUCUCAAAUACCCUCAUGGCUGGUUCUUUCCUGGUCCCUCCUCCCAAAUUGUCACAACUCGGAGGUCUUCCCACCAUUACACGACAUCCAGACCGUGAUCUCAGGUUCCAAGUUCCAAGGCCUGCCCUUGCUCUUGACCGGCACUCGGGUUGUUUUCAGCGUCCUCGUCCUACGCAGAAAUCGGAUUCUUCUCAUCCGUUCAUCAAGUCUUUUCUUCGACGAAUUGCGAGAAAGCUUGGAUCCGUUAAAGUCUGGGACAAGUCUCAAGAAACACCGACGUCGUUGGUCAUUAGGCUGCUUCUGAAUACCAUGAGCAGUGGCGAGUAGGUAUCCACCGUUCCCACCCCACGCGGGACAACUUAAGCCUUUGAUCAAGGUCCCCAAGGUCCCUUA